CACAUAUCCAAAUUUGGGACUUAAUUUCUCUCCUUUUCCUUUCUCCACUAAAUCUUCAACAAUCAACACUUGUCAUAGCACAUUCCUCUCUAAUCCGAUUUUUUUCACACCCCAACAACACUCCUAUCCACAAAUGUUCAUAUCAAAACUCUCCAAAUUUAGCAGCCAUGUUUCCACCCCUCGUUUCUUAUUUGGUCUUUUCAUUUUCCUAGCGACUCUUCAAAACAGUCUUUGUCUUCCAUUAUCUUUAACACCAAGGCACCAGCUAUGAGUUAAUCAGUAAUCACACACACCCUUAGGCUCAGAAAUCAGAAUUCACUCUCUCUGGUGUGGUCUCAUUCCGGGUUGCAACUCACACCAUUAUUAGCUUUAUUAUUAGUGUCUGGUUUACACACAACGGUUUCUUUGUCCUCUUAUCUUCCAAAAAAAUCUUAAAGAGUGUUAUCUCUCUUUGUCCCUCUGUCUCUGGUGUUUUCUCCCUCUUGACACUGUUGCACCAGUGGUGAAGAUGCCCUUAUAUGGGUUUUUCACGUGGAGUUGUUGAAAUAAUAACGUGGUUAAUGCUUAGUGUUGACUACUCAAGGCUCUUGUGGCUAUUAUUUGGUGUCUUCUAUGAGAGCCAUGAGUGAAACUCAGCAUGAGCUUAUAUAUAACUAAAUUGUUUGUUGCUAUCUAUAUUAUUAGCACUCGUGUCUAUACACAACAAGCAUAGCACGGGUUUGAGUUAGGAAAGUUGUGAAGAUGGAAUUGCCUGAUACAAUCAGUACAGCCAUGUAUAAGGGGAGAUUCUGCACGAGUAGUGGAGUUAAGUCUCAGCUUGGUUAUGUUGAAACCGAUCCAUCUGGUCGAUAUGGCCGCUUCAGGGAUGUUCUCGGCAAAGGAGCAAUGAAGACUGUGUAUAGGGCAUUUGAUGAGUUACUAGGGAUUGAAGUGGCUUGGAACCAAGUCAAGCUUGGUGAUGCCUUUCACUCACCAGAGCAACUCCAGCGCCUUUAUUCAGAGGUUCAUCUCCUUAAGCACCUCAACCAUGACUCUAUGAUGAUCUUCUAUGGUUCUUGGAUCGAUGUCAGCAACAGAACCUUCAACUUCGUCACUGAAUUGUUCACCUCCGGCACCCUUAGAGAGUAUAGGCAGAAGUAUAAGAGAGUUGAUAUCCGAGCAGUUAAGAAUUGGGCUCGCCAGAUUCUAAGUGGUUUGGAGUAUUUACACAGCCAUAAUCCUCCUGUGAUACAUAGAGAUCUCAAGUGUGACAACAUCUUUGUCAAUGGCCAUCAGGGGAGGGUCAAGAUUGGUGACUUAGGCCUGGCAGCUAUACUUAAAAGCUCCCAACAUGCACACAGUGUCAUCGGCACACCAGAAUUCAUGGCACCAGAACUGUAUGAAGAGAAAUACAACGAGCUGAUAGAUAUAUACUCCUUCGGUAUGUGCAUGAUAGAGAUGCUUACUUUUGAGUUCCCAUAUAGUGAGUGCGCCAACCCAGCUCAAAUAUACAAGAAAGUCACUUCGGGGAAGCUACCUGAAGCAUUUUACAAAAUCGAAAAUUUGGAAGCCCAGGAGUUUGUGGGAAAAUGUUUGACAAAUGUCUCAGAGAGACCAUCAGCGAAGGAGCUCUUGUUGGACCCUUUUUUAGCCAUGGAACAACUUGAAAUUCCAUUGCCACCAAGCAUACCAGCAUUAUUUACAAAUAAGUCUUUCAAGCUUAAUUGCCCUGCACCAAUUCCCAGUGACCAUCGUGAUCAAACAAAGAACGCGGAUAUGACAAUCAGCGGGUCAAUAAACGAAGAGAACAACACUGUUUUCCUUAAAGUCCGGAUAUCUGACAUAACGGGGCAUACAAGACAUGUGUUCUUCCCAUUUGACACAUUAAAGGACACGGCUAUUCAGGUGGCAAUGGAGAUGGUGCAAGAACUUGAGAUUAGCCACUUGGAGCCAUUGGAGAUUGCUGUAAGGAUAGAUCAUGAGGUAUCAGCUCUAGUUCCAACUUGGAGGGACAGGGUUAAGUGUCACCACCAACGACAGUACAGCUUUAACUACGAAGAAGAUGAAGAUGUCAAUAACCAUCACCCUUUCUUCUUAUCAUCUUCUCCAUCAUCCCCUCGCGGUUCUGGCCACAUGUCUGCUUCCAACUCCUUCAAGACUCGUGUUCGUGGAAACCAUUACCCUUUUACUCAAGAAUGGCCUCAAGAUGAUCCGUUCAUGGUCAACGACGACGCAAGCCCACAAGCCUCACUGAACUCCUUCAAGUGUUCGAGUUUCCAGUUCUUGGACCCGGGCCAGGAAGACGAGCACGCCCCAACAGAUGCAACCGAACGCACCAAGAAGUGCACACCAUUAUCGUACCGUACCGAAGAACCAGAACCCAAUUACACGAAACCGUUUAAUUACUGCCCUCCUCGUAUGGACUCUUGUUCGUGUGGUUGCAGCAGGUUCGGGUCGAGCCACGCGUACCCGAGGCUCACAAGGAUCCGGUCCUGCCCGCACGAGCGGAGGAGCCAGCAGCAGCUGCUGCAACGGUCGAUGAUGUUGGAGGAGAUGUACAAGUACAAGAGACGCUUCUUCAACAACGUUGGCGCCGUUGAGAACCUCGUGUCUAGAUGAUGAUCGAUCAUCAUGCAAUGCAAAUUAAUGAAUCUACGUGUUUCAUAACAUCAUGUGCUAAUUUCCUUUUUUUCUGAAAUACUGCAUGCUCUCUUUAUCUUAUUUGGACUCUCCCACCAAUACGAGUGCUUUUUAUUUAUUUAUUUAUUUACCUAUUAUGCUGAAUUUGUAAUGUUAGUCACGUAAAAGUUUCUCGUGGGGAAACUAAAAUAAGUUCUUGAUUUUGAUUACCGUGGAUGAUAUAUACUGAAAGGAUAAAUUAUGUUAAA
This is a messenger RNA of Glycine soja, 2867 nucleotides long. RefSeq names its product probable serine/threonine-protein kinase WNK5. The record is from RefSeq and is a predicted model, not a curated record. The transcript has 7 exons. Bases 742 to 2598 code for a protein of 618 amino acids. Gene Ontology annotation, cellular component: cytoplasm. Gene Ontology annotation, molecular function: protein serine/threonine kinase activity; ATP binding. Gene Ontology annotation, biological process: intracellular signal transduction; protein phosphorylation. Lineage: Eukaryota; Viridiplantae; Streptophyta; Magnoliopsida; Fabales; Fabaceae.